Molecule: messenger RNA, 1985 nt
Organism: Humulus lupulus (European hop)
Lineage: Eukaryota; Viridiplantae; Streptophyta; Magnoliopsida; Rosales; Cannabaceae
Exons: 2
Coding region: 1050-1955 (301 amino acids)
Molecular function (GO): RNA-DNA hybrid ribonuclease activity; nucleic acid binding
Source: RefSeq, a predicted model, not a curated record
AAGCUCCAGGCAAUGACGGUUUUAAUGCUUACUUUUAUCAAAAGAAUUGGUCUGUUUUAGGCAAUGAUUUGACUAAAGUUGUUCUUUCUUUUUUGAAUGAGGGGUCUGAUAUUUCAACUAUUAACACUACUAUUUUAGUUUUAAUUCCUAAAAAGCCAAAUGCUUCUCAUCCUAAAGAUUUUAGGCCUAUUAGUCUUUGUUCAAUCUUGUAUUUUUAGUCAGUAGGCUUAAAUGUGUUUUAUGUAGUAUAAUUUCUUCUUCUCAGAGUGUUUUUCUCCCUGAUAGAAUAAUUUUUGACAAUGUUCUGAUCGCACAUGUGCUUGUACAUGCUAUUAAUCAUAAAAAACACGGUUCAAUGGGUUGCUUUAAAACUUGACAUGGCAAAGGCUUUUGGCAGAGUAAAGUGGGAGUUUAUAAAAAAUUUCGUGCUUUGCUUAAAUUUCCUGGCAAACUUUAUGUCUUUAAUUGUGAAUUGUUUAAAUUAUGUUUCCAUUCUUAGUUUUUGUAUUAAUGGUCAGGUUACAGGGCGAAUAGUUCCUACUCGAGGUAGUAGACAAGGUCCUAUCUUUUUUUGUUAUGCUCUGAAAGUUUAUCUUCUGCCCUUAGAUUAAUGGAGCAAGUGGUUUAUUUCAUGAUCUCACAAAAUCUCGUAAUGCUCCUAUGAUAUCUCAUUUACUUUUUGCUGAUGACAGUUUCCUUUUUUGUAAUGCUGAUUUUGAUUCAUGUAUAGCAAUAAAAGAUGCUUUAGAUGUUUAUAAUAAGGCUUCAUGUCAGCUUGUUAAUUUUUUUAAGUCAUCUAUUCUAUUUUCUUCUAAUACCCCCAUCUUCGUCUAGCCUCUUUUUAGAUAUAUUAGGUCUUGAAAAUAAGCCUUUUAUUAGUAAAUAUUUAGGUUUACCCUAGCAUUUUGAGUCGUUCUAAAAAGCUAUCUUUUGAUUUUAUUUUGGACAAAUUGGGCUCUUUUUUAAACUCAUGGCUUAAUAAAUGUUUUUAUAGAGUUGGCAAAGAAACUCUAUUAAAAGUCGUUAUUAAAUUCAUUCCCUCCUGUGCUAUGUCUUGUUUCAAGUUACCAGUUAAAUUGUGUCAACAAAUAGAGUCUCUUAUGGCUAAGUUUUGGUGGGGUUCUUUGGAUAAAGAGUCCAAAAUUCAUUGGAAAAAAUGGUCAACGUUGUGCUCUUCUAAACUUUUUGGAGGGUUAGGCGUUCAGUCUUUAAUUCAUUUCAACCAAGCAAUGCUAGCUAAGCAAGCUUGGCGUAUCUUGCAAUGUCAAAACUCUCUUUUGACUAGGCUGCUUAGAGCUAAAUAUUUUGCUAAUUCGGGUUUUCUGGAGGCUAAAAAGGGUCAUGCUCCUUCUUAUACUUGGAAAAGUUUACUUUGGGGAAGAGACCUACUUAAGAUGAGAUUGAUUUGGAAAAUAGAAAUGCAAGUCUGCUCAAAGGGUUUGUCUAUGGCUACAAAUUCAAUUUCUAAAACAUCCAUAUCAAAUAUUAGUUGGAAUCCUCCUCCUGCAGGCUGCUUGAAGCUUAAUAUAGAUGCUACCAUUGAUUCAAAAAGAAAUAAAAUUGAAUUUGGGGUAGUAGUACGAAAUGAUAAAGGAAAAGUGCUUGUUAGUCUAACGGUGCCUUCUCCAGGGAACUUCACUUCAUCAAUUGCAGAAGGCCAAACUUUGUUACAUGCUCUUAAGUGGUGUUUGAUAGUCUCUUUGCCAAUUUCAUGUGUGGAAGUAGACUCUAAAGUUAUAGUUGAUAAUAUAAUGUUUUCUGAUGAGGAUUUGUCUCCUCUUUCGGAUAUUGUUAGAGAGAUUAGAAACUCAUUGUCUUCCUUCCUUAGGAUAACUCUUUCUUAUGUACCAAGACAAGCUAAUACAUUGGCUCAUAAAUUAGCAAGAAAGGCACUAGAGUUAGAUGAUGAGUUAGUUUGGAAUGGUUUCAUUCCAACUAGUCCACAUUUCAUGUAACUAGUGUGUUUAUUAUUUAUUCUUAAUGAA